Messenger RNA from Capra hircus (goat), 1263 nucleotides. Its product is annotated as zinc finger and SCAN domain-containing protein 4. Gene Ontology annotation, biological process: regulation of transcription by RNA polymerase II. The record is from RefSeq and is a predicted model, not a curated record. NCBI's taxonomy places the organism in Eukaryota, Metazoa, Chordata, Mammalia, Artiodactyla, Bovidae. Gene Ontology annotation, molecular function: DNA-binding transcription factor activity, RNA polymerase II-specific; RNA polymerase II cis-regulatory region sequence-specific DNA binding. The transcript is spliced from 3 exons. The coding region runs from base 1 to 1263 and encodes 420 amino acids.
AUGGAUUUAGGUUUUAGAGCAUCAUUUCAGCGUGAACCAUUCAAGGAUGACCCAAAGUCAGCAAAUACAGACUUUAUCCCCAGUCGAGGACCCACUGUGCAAACAGCAGAGGAUAUCUCUAAGUUGCAGAACACUCAGCCUGGCUUAUUGCAAAAUGGCAAUAACUCACGUGCGAGGCAGGAACUGCAAAGACUCUAUAAGUCAUUUCAUUUAUGGCUGCAGCCAGAAAAACACAGCAAGGAUGAAAUUAUUUUUCAACUUGCCCUGGAACAAUUUAUGAUCAAUAAGCACCACAGUGAAAAGUCUACUUUUAAAGAGAAAUGGGAAGCUAGUGGUGGAGACCUGGAGAAAUUCACAGAAGACCUGCAUGAUGACUGCAUAAAGCUACCUGACUUGGUCCGUGUCCGCAUGCAGGGGCAGGAAGCCCUCUUUUCAGAAAAUAUGCCCUUAAAAGAAGUCAUCUUUCAUCUAACCAAUCAGUUGUCAACAGGAGGGAUGAACAUGGGAACUCCGUCCUGGACUGUGCAAGAUAUGUCCCUGGAAACAGGACAAAGAAAUGAAGAUAAAGAAAAUGAUGGCAACAUUUCUGUUAAAACUCAUCAAGUAAAUGACAGUAUUACUAGUCCAAGCAAUCAAAUACCUUCCCUAAUCAUUGUCCAAGAAGAGAAACAUCCGAGGCUGGAAGAAGGAGGUGUUUCUCUGGAGAAUCCACGAAGCUCCAGAAGAGGAGCAGGUCCAGGCCCCUCCAGGCCCCAGGACGGAUCCCUGAAAGGACCCUGCUCUCAAGAUGUCCUCAUGGAAGUGGAACCAGACCAGGUCACCCCUGAGCCUGUUUCUAUCCGCCAGAGCUCUGAGGGGACUUCUGCACGUGAGGAACACCAGGAAAGAUCCCAUAGAGCCCCAGAAGUAUACAGAUGUGAGAGAUGUCCCAAGACCUUCAGGCAUUCCUCUCGGUUCAGAAUUCACCAAAAGAGACACAACAAUGAGAGAACAUAUAUUUGUGCCGAGUGUGACAAAGGCUUCUUCCAGGCAUCCGACCUCCAUGUGCAUCAGAGGAUUCAUACAGGAGAGAAGCCCUUUGUGUGCAGCACAUGUGAAAUGGCCUUCACCCACAAAACCAACCUUCGGGCUCAUGAGAGAACCCACACGGGAGAGAAGCCCUAUGAGUGUUCCCUCUGCCAGAGACGCUUCCGCCAGUCCUCCACCUACCACCGCCAUCUUAGGUUUCACCAGAAAACGACCCUCAAAAGUGCUCCACACUAA